GCGGACGUUGGAGGCGGGGCCUCGGGAGGAGUGACGGGAGUGACGGGAGUGACGGGUGUCGGGGGCGGGGCGUCCGAGUGGAGUACCGGGAGCGCGGGCGUCGGGAGCGCGCGGUCCCGCCAUGGAGCAAGAGGAGGACGCUGACCCAGAGGUGGGCUUCUGUCUGGCUACCCUUCGGUCCUGGGGCCUGCAGCUGGUGGAGCAGCAUUCCCAGUCCACCAUGCUGAUGGGGGUUGCGGUUGGAGUCCUCCUGGCCCUGGCCCUCAUUGGCAUCACCGUCCUUUUUGUGUACAGAAGGGUUAACCAAUUCCGAGAAGAGCAGCCCACUCCUCAGUACAGGUUCCGCAAGAGAGACAGAGUGAUGUUCUACGGCAGGAAGAUCAUGAGGAAGGUGACCACGCUCCCCCACACGCUUGUGGGGAACACAGCCGCCCCCCGGCAGCGGGUGAGGAAGAGGACCAAGGUGCUGUCUCUGGCCAAGAGGAUCCUGCGUUUUAAGAAGGAAUACCCCACCCUGCAGCCAAAGGAGCCCCCGCCCUCCCUGCUAGAGGCUGACCUCACAGAGUUCGACGUGAAGAGUUCUCACCUGCCGUCAGAAGUUUUGUACAUGCUGAAAAAUGUUCGGGUCCUGGGUCACUUUGAGAAGCCACUGUUCCUGGAACUCUGCAAACACAUGGUGUUUGUGCAGCUUCUGGAAGGGGAGUACGUCUUCCGGCCAGGGGAGCCGGACACCAGCAUCUAUGUGGUGCAGGACGGGCGGCUGGAGGUCUGCAUCCAGGAUUCGGAUGGCACUGAGGUGGCGGUCAAAGAGGUUCUGGCUGGAGACAGCGUCCACAGUCUCCUCAGCAUCCUGGAUGUCAUCACUGGCCACACCGCGCCAUACAAGACCGUGUCCGCCCGUGCCGCCGUCCCGUCCACCGUCCUCCGCCUUCCAGCUGUGGCUUUUCAAGGAGUUUUUGAGAAAUAUCCUGAAACCCUGGUGAGGAUGGUGCAGAUCAUCAUGGUGCGGCUGCAGAGGGUCACCUUUCUGGCUCUACACAACUACCUGGGCCUGACCACGGAGCUCUUCAACCCCGGUUCCACACUCGUCCCCAGGGCGCACACCAGCCCAGGAGGGCGCCUGGGACAGCCCCGCUUCCCUCUCACAUCUCAGGAGAGCCAGGCCAUCCCCCUCGUGUCUGCAGCCAGCGUGGCUGCCGGGAAGGCCAGGAGGCCCACGUGCUGCAGCCUCGAGGAGCAGCUGGAGAGGCCCCCGUGGCCCCAGGAGCCCUGUGACCCAGCAGAUUGCUGUGGCAGCCGUGCAGCAGCCUCCGGGCCUCCGGCGAAGAGGAGCCACCCCUUCCCGCUGCCUUCUGUCCACGAGAUGGCAGAAGAGAUGGUGGAUGAGCCUGGCCAGGCCCAGGCAGGUGACCAGGCCGCUUUGGCCCCACCAGGGGGCACAGCGGGUAUCACCUCAGACCUGAGGAUGGCAUGUGACCACACCCGGGUCCUGCAACACACACAGGAGUGCUCCGGGGGCGCCCUGACCAGCAAGCCCGAAAAGAGUGCCGUGGCAGUUGCAGAGAGCCCGCCGGCUGUCCUUCAGCACGCGGACAGUAACUCGGACGAGGCGGCUGCCCGCAGGAAGACAGAUGCCAUCCUCAGAGCUGCCAAGAGGGAUCUGCUCACCCUGAUGAAGCUGGAUGACCCUUCGCUGUUGGAUGGCCGGGUGACGCUUCUCCACGCCCCCGGGGGCACGGUGGUGUCGAGGCAGGGAGACCAGGACGUGAACAUCCUCUUCGUGAUCUCGGGGCUGCUGCACGUGUACCAGCGGAAGAUCGACAGCGAGGAGGACACGUUCCUGUUUGUCACGCGCCCUGGCGAGAUGGUGGGCCAGCUGGCCGUGCUCACGGGCGAGCCUCUAACCUUCACCAUCAGGGCCAACCGGGACUGCAGCUUCCUCUCCAUCUCCAAGGCGCACUUCUACGACAUCAUGCGGGGGCAGCCAGCCGUGGUCCUGGGCAUGGCGCACACCGUGGUGCAGAGGGUGUCGUCCUUCGUGCGGCAGAUGGACUUUGCCCUGGACUGGAUGGAGGUGGAGGCCGGGCGCGCCAUAUACAGGCAGGGGGACAAGUCGGACUGUACCUACAUCGUGCUCAGCGGCCGCCUGCGCUCGGUGAUCCGGAAGGAUGAUGGCAAAAAGCGGCUGGCGGGGGAGUACGGCCGCGGAGACCUCGUCGGUGUGGUGGAGACACUCACCCACCAGGCCAGGGCGACCACAGUGCAUGCCAUUCGGGACUCAGAGCUGGCCAAGCUUCCUGAAGGAGCCCUGACCUCCAUCAAGCGCAGGUACCCGCAGGUUGUGACUCGGCUGAUCCACCUCUUGGGCGAGAAGAUCCUGGGCAGCCUGCAGCAGGCAUCUGCGACAGGUCACCAGUUUGGGCUACAUGCUGUAGGCAGCAAGUGGGACUCGGGGAACCCCGCCAACAACCUCUCCACGGUGGCCGUCAUGCCUGUGUCGGAGGACGUGCCCCUCACCGCCUUCACCCUGGAGCUCAAGCAUGCCCUCAGUGCCAUUGGCCCUGCCCUGCUGCUAACCAGUGACUACAUAAAACAGCGCCUUGGCUCUGCUGCUCUGGACAGUAUCCAUGAGUACCGGCUGUCCAGCUGGCUGGGGCAGCAGGAGGACAUCCACCGGAUCGUGCUGUACCAGGCGGACAGCACGCUCACGCCCUGGACCCAGCGCUGCAUCCGGCAGGCCGACUGCAUCCUUAUCGUGGGUCUGGGCGAGCAGGAGCCCACGGUGGGCGAGCUGGAGCGGAUGGUGGAGACCGCGGCCGUGCGUGCCCAGAAGCAGCUGGUCCUGCUGCACCGGGAAGAUGGGCCCAAGCCAGCCCACACUGUGGAGUGGCUCAACAUGCGGGGCUGGUGCUCUGGCCACCUGCACCUCUGCUGCCCUCGCCGCGUCUUCUCCCGGAGGAGCCUGCCCAAGCUGGUGGAGCUGUACGCGCGGGUCUGCCAGAGGCCCCCGGACCGGCACUCGGACUUCUCCCGCCUGGCGCGGGUGCUGACCGGCAACGCCAUCGCCUUGGUGCUUGGGGGAGGGGGAGCGAGAGGCUGCGCCCAGGUCGGCAUCAUCCGGGCCCUGACGGAGUGCGGCAUCCCCGUGGACAUGGUCGGAGGGACCUCCAUCGGGGCCUUCAUGGGCGCCCUGUACUCUGAGGAGCGGCACUACAGCCAGAUGCGGAUCCGGGCCAAGCAGUGGGCGGAGGACAUGACGUCCAUGGUAAAGACCGUGCUGGACCUCACCUACCCCCUCACCUCCAUGUUCUCGGGGGCUGGCUUCAACAGCAGCAUCUGCAGCGUCUUCAAGGACAGGCAGAUCGAGGACCUGUGGAUCCCCUACUUCGCCAUCACCACGGACAUCACAGCCUCCGCCAUGCGGGUCCACACGGACGCGACGGGCUGCUUUCCUCUCCCCCGUCCCUCCGGACUCCCUCCCAGGCUCCCUGUGGAGGUACGUGCGUGCCAGCAUGUCCCUGUCGGGCUACAUGCCCCCCCUCUGCGACCCCAAAGACGGACACCUGCUGAUGGACGGGGGCUACAUAAACAACCUCCCAGGGUCUCUCAGGCAGGCUCUGCCCCCACCCCAAGCUCCACCCCAGCCUCCCCCAGCGCUGCCCCGUCAUCCCAGCCGUGCUUCCCCCUGGGGCUCUGUACUCCCGUCCCCACUGGCGACCAGGCCACCUCCUCCCCAGCUGAUGUGGCCAGGUCGAUGGGGGCAAAAGUGGUGAUUGCCGUCGACGUGGGCAGCCGGGAUGAGACGGACCUCACCAACUACGGGGAUGCACUCUCUGGGUGGUGGCUGCUGUGGAAGCGCUGGAAUCCCUUGGCCACGAAGGUCAAGGUGUUGAAUAUGGCGGAGAUCCAGACACGCCUGGCCUACGUGUGCUGCGUCCGGCAGCUGGAGACGGUGAAGAGCAGCGACUACUGCGAGUACGUGCGCCCCCCCAUCGACAGCUACGGCACCCUGGACUUCGGCAGGUUCGACCAGAUCUGCGAGGUGGGGUACCAGCACGGCCGGACGGUGUUCGACAUCUGGGGUCGCAGUGGCGUGCUGGAGAAGAUGCUGCAGGAUCGGCAGGGGACGAGCAAGACGGAGGCGUGCAGUGUGCUCUCCUGCCCCAAUGCCUCCUUCACAGACCUUGCUGAGAUCGUAUCACGUAUUGCGCCUGCCAAGGUGGCUGCAGUGGACGAUGAGUCUGACUACCAGACCGAGUACGAGGAGGUGCUGCUGGGCGGCCCGAAGGACACGUGCGCUGACUCCCCAAGUGCCCCGGCCGACCUGGGCUCUGAUUCGGAGGACGAGCGCUCGCUUCGGCAUGGACACCCCGGUCUGGCUUCCCUCAAACCACCCCAGGACUCUGCAUCCCCCGUGGCUCUCUGACCCAGGCGGGGCGGGGCCUCCGCCCUGCUGCGCUGGCUGCGGAGGCGCGGCUCCCGCAGCUCCUGCGGCUCCUGCCCAGCGCCCCCCGCCAGGUUGGAGUGUCUGGGGCCUCUCUGCACUGGCCGCCCCUGCUGGGCCGCUGGGUCCUGGCAUCCCACAGCCGUCCCCGUGGGCUGUGUCAGCCCCUGCGAGCCCCUGAUGUUUCUGCUUAGCCUCUCAAUAAAGGCAGAUGUGCUUGUGUGGGACAUGUGGUCCCUGUGCCGAGGUCCCCGGGGCAGGGGGCGGCCCCCCCGUCCGGCUCUGAGGUCACCACGUGGGGACCCCAGGAUCCCAAGCCAGGCAGGCAGGGCACGAGCGCAAGUUCUGGGAUGGAGCCGGGACUCCCCCAAACGAAGGAGGAGGCCCCCCAGAGCUCUCGGGCGUGGUUCCCACUCUGUCCGCACAAGAUUCUUCCUUAAGAUGCCGCCCACAUCUUACCUCUCAGAUCAUUAAAUAGCGCCAGGGGCCUCCUUUUGUACAAAAAAGAC
Molecule: messenger RNA, 4953 nt
Organism: Hippopotamus amphibius kiboko
Lineage: Eukaryota; Metazoa; Chordata; Mammalia; Artiodactyla; Hippopotamidae
Gene: PNPLA7
Product: patatin like phospholipase domain containing 7
Exons: 36
Coding region: 122-4426 (1434 amino acids)
Biological process (GO): lipid metabolic process
Cellular component (GO): endoplasmic reticulum
Molecular function (GO): phosphatidylcholine lysophospholipase A1 activity
Source: RefSeq, a predicted model, not a curated record